AUGGUUGAGCCACAGAUUCCUGAAACAGCAUGGUCCAUCGUGGUCUGCCUUGAAAAAGAAUCAGAGGCUAGACGAUUCCUCGCAGACGGCUUUUUCCGCGCUGGAGAACUAUCGGGGAGAACUGCAGUUUUCGAACCUAGCGAGCGGCCCAACCAGUGCUAUAACUGCCAAGAACUGACGGAUCACAAAGCAUACCAGUGCAAGAAACCGCAGCUAAAUGUGCGGAAACGAGGCGAAGUGCAUGACAGUUUGAUGAACGAUGAAGAUAUUCGAGAUGCAGCAGUAGUAGCGAUUCAGGAACCACAGGCAAGGAUAAUAAAGGGUCGGCUGCUGACUACCCCAAUGGUACACCACAAGUGGGUGAAGAUGGUACCAUCGGUCUGGAAGGAAGAAGGUAGAUGGGCUAUCAGAAGCAUGCUGUGGAUUGCAAAAGAUCUAGAUGCAGAGCAAGUCCCCAUUGAGUCCUCGGACAUGACGGCGGCACUUGUACGCAUCUCCGAUCGCGUGCUUCUGGUGGUUUCGGUGUAUGUGGAAGGUCAUGACGCGCAGGCGCUAGUUAACACGUGCGAUACACUGCGCAAGUUGAUACAGGAUGCUAGGCGUAAGGAGGGAGGGGUGGUAGGCAUGGUAGUUAUGGGUGACUUCAAUCGGCAUGAUCAGUUGUGGGGGGGAAACGAAGUCUCCAUGGUGAGACAGGGCGAAGGAGAUGCAAUUAUUGAUUUGAUGAACGAACUCUCGUUGCACAGUCUACUGCCGCGUGGCACCAAGACAUGGCAAAGCGGGGAGCAUGAAUCAACAAUCGACCUCGUGCUUGCGUCGGGCGAGCUGGCUGAGGGGGUAAUCCGGUGUGGGCUUUACAAGACAGACCAUGGCUCGGACCACUGCACGAUUGACACGGUUUUUGACGCGGCGGUACCCGCCAUGGAGCAACCUAAACGUCUCCUUUUCAAGAACGCAACCUGGAAGAAAAUUAAUGGGAGGAUCGAGGAGGCGCUGAAGAAGCUGCCAGAAGAAGGCACGGUGCAACAAAACACAGACAGACUGAUGACCGUGGUGUUAGAAGCGGUUCAUGCGCUCACACCAAGGGCGAAACCGUCUCCAUACACAAAACGAUGGUGGACGUCAGAUCUUACUCAACUGCGCCGAGUAUAUACGCACUGGCGCAACAAAGCGAGAUCAGUAAGGCGAGCAGGGUGCAAUGGGGAAGAACUCGAAAGAACGGCCAGAGCAGCGGCGAAACAGUAUCACGAUACCAUCAGACAGCAAAAGAAGGCUCACUGGGAUGAAUUUCUGGCGGAUAAUGACAAUAUAUGGAAGGCAGCCAAAUACCUGAAGUCAGGCGAUGGGUCGGCAUUUGGUAAGGUGCCGCAACUCGUACGAGCUGACAACACAACAACCACCACUGUCGAGAAACAAGCCGAAGAGCUUCUUUCGACCUUUUUCCCACCCUUGCCGGGUGACAUUCAGGAUGAAGCAGAAGAGUCACAGCGGGGGCCAGUACCCAUGCCAGAAAUCACGAUGGAAGAAGUGGAGAGACAAUUGUUCAGAGCGAAGUCGUGGAAAGCGCCAGGUGACGAUGGUCUACCGGUGGCAGUGUGGAAAGAAAUUUGGCCGUCGGUCAAACAGAGGGUGCUUGGGCUUUUCCAAGCGUCUCUCAUCGAAGGAGUCCUGCCAGACCAAUGGAGACAUGCCAAGAUUAUCCCAUUGAAGAAACCAGGAAAAGAGAACUACACGGUGGCGAAGGCGUGGAGACCGAUUUCACUGUUGAUGAUGAUUCGGGGGCAGGCGGUCAUGCCAAAAGAUCCUGUUAAAAUUCUGGGCGUCAUUAUGGACUCACGCCUCAAGUACAAGCAGCACAUCGCACGAGCAUCAACAAAAGGGCUUGAAGCGGCCAUGGAACUGAAACGACUGAGAGGACUUUCUGCCGCGACAGCAAGACAACUAUUUACAUCCACGGUGGUUCCGUUAGUCGACUACGCAGCCAGUGUGUGGAUGCACGCAUAUCAGGACAAAUUAGUCGGGCCUAUCAAUCGGGUUCAAAAAGCGGGCGCACAAGCGAUUGUGGGGACGUUCCUCACGGUCGCCUCAGCAGUAGCAGAGGCGGAAGCCAAUCUUGUGAGCGUUGGAGAGCGACUUUGGAAAAGGGUGAUUAAAAUGUGGUUGGCGAUCCACUCGUUGCCGGACACCAAUCCAUUACGGCGAGUGACGUCGCGCAUGAGAAAGUCCUACGCCGCGUUCCGAUCACCUCUGUACCAGGUAACACGCAGGUUGCGAGAUGUGCCGACGGACGAAUUGGAAACUAUUUUACCGUUUGCAAUAGAACCGUGGAGAAAGAGGAUGGAGGCUGAAGGGGAUGGCAAGGCCGACAAGAAUCUGUUAGUGGGAGGAGAUGUAGUUGUGGCAGCGAGCAGCUCCGCACGCAAUGGCGCAGUUGGUGUGGGAGGAGUUAUUCAAUGUUCAGUCACACCACAACGGAGUGUGAGACGGGAGACGUUCUCGUUCACUCUAGGGCCAAGAGCAGAGCAGAGCCCAUACUCGGGAGCGUUGGCAGCCAUGGCAUAUGUGCUAAGGCAUAUACCCAGUGAUUGCAGGCGUGUAUCGAUUCUGACAAGAAACAGAGCUGCUGUGCAGUCGUUAAUGAAUCCGCAUCAGCAGUCAGGACAAGAAUUCAUUCGCUGCAUAUACGACUCGAUACAGGAGCUCCAGGAGAAGGGAACCGUUACCUCGGUCAUUUGGGUACCGUCAGAAAGCGACGAGGAGCUCCUCAAAGCUGCGAAGAAGAAAGCCAAGGAAGCUACACGAGGGAGCGACACCUGA
Molecule: messenger RNA, 2817 nt
Organism: Beauveria bassiana ARSEF 2860
Lineage: Eukaryota; Fungi; Ascomycota; Sordariomycetes; Hypocreales; Cordycipitaceae
Product: reverse transcriptase
Exons: 3
Coding region: 1-2817 (938 amino acids)
Molecular function (GO): nucleic acid binding; catalytic activity
Source: RefSeq, a predicted model, not a curated record